Messenger RNA from Varroa destructor (honeybee mite), 3397 nucleotides. RefSeq names its product methionine aminopeptidase 1. Gene Ontology annotation, molecular function: metalloaminopeptidase activity. Lineage: Eukaryota; Metazoa; Arthropoda; Arachnida; Mesostigmata; Varroidae. Gene Ontology annotation, biological process: proteolysis. Gene Ontology annotation, cellular component: cytosol. The record is from RefSeq and is a predicted model, not a curated record.
CCUCCACGAUAAAGGAUGUUUACAGUAUUGUUUGACAACAUAUGCAGAUUUUAGGGUGUGCGUGUAUUGCGCUCUCAUUAUCAUCUGAAAUUAUCGCAAUCAAGAAAAUAAGGUGUCAUCCUCUACUUGUCAUAUAUGACCAAUUUUCUCCUGGUUCAGUAUCGACUUAUUCAAUAGAAAUGCAAACUGAAUCGUGGAUUCAUGGGUUUUUGUUUAGAACUAUAAAGAAGCGUCCAGGUUUCAGAAGCAGGGCAAAGUGUGAAUGUAUUUAACUGUAGACUGUGUAAAUGUACUCAACAUCAAUUGAACAGCACUAUUCGCCGUGGAGGCCUCCAGGAUGCUGUUGUUUCAACAGGGCCUCUGGAAAGCCUGUGCGUAUCCACAGCGGUAAUGGGAUAUGCUUAUCUACAAAGAAAGCAGUUUUCAUCCGUGGUUCUCACAAAGUCAAACUAAUGUAUGGCCGUAAUCUACAUUCAAGCUGCGGUUAUCGUAUCGUUGAUGGCCAAAGCUAUGGGUUGCAGGGCCUGUUGGCCCUGGAGCGCCUUCAUCUGGCGGACUCAACAAGGCCAGUACAAAUCAAACUGGGGGCUAAGGUGGAAACAUUGCUCCCGGAGACGUCAGCGGGGUCGCGACACCAACUGCAUCCACAGUAAUUCCACCUCGAUCACCGUUUAUGUUUCUAUUCGCGCUGUUGCUACCACCGCUUCUACCGAUCAUUCCGGAUGGACUCAACCUCGGCACGCUAUCAGAAGGCGAAUUUAGUCCGAUGAAGGGCAAUGAUUAGCUUGCCAUUGAAGCUCGAAUUCAGCGUCUUAGAAAUAUUCAAAUUUUAGUCUAUGCUGCUGUUACGAUGAUGGUACAAUACAAUAAUGGAACCACUGUUGCAUCAGCAAAUUCGCAACCUGCAGCAGCACAAGAGGCAUCGACCUGAUACGUAACCGGCUAGCACUAGAAAUCCAAGUGCUGCACCGAACUGCAGCAGCAACAACAGCAGCGGGCACAGGCAGGCUCUCCGGCGGGGUCCACUAAUGCUAUGCAGUCAACAAAGUCUUCAACGUCGACCAAUAACACGUGCUUAUCUAAGAUGGAAACGUGUCAGACCGAAGGAUGUGGAGAGCCAGCUAAGCUCCAGUGUCCCACCUGUCUGAAACUCGGCAUUAAAGGCUCAUAUUUUUGCAACCAAGUUUGCUUCAAAGGAUCGUGGAAUACGCACAAGGCUAUUCACAAAACAGCAAAGUCGGAAAACGAUAGUAAUGCGAACAGUGAGAAGCCGUAUAAUCCUUGGCCGCACUACCAUUUCUCCGGGAAACUUCGACCUGGACGAAUCAGCACGAAGCGUACUGUGCCAGCUCAUAUAAAGCGACCAGACUACGCUGACCAUCCAGAGGGCAUUCCCGUCUCUGAACAGGCCAUGAAGGGUGCGGAAAUUAAAGUGCUCAAUGAGGCUGAACAGGAGGCGGUUCGCAAAGCGUCAUUGUUAGCACGUGAGUGUCUAGACGUUGCGUUGGCUGCAGCAAAGCCCGGUGUUACCACCGACGAGCUGGAUAGACUCGUUCAUGAAGCGGCCAUUGCAAGGAACUGUUAUCCGUCACCCCUAAACUACUACAAAUUUCCAAAGAGUUGUUGUACAUCCGUAAACGAGGUAAUCUGCCACGGCAUUCCUGACGAUCGGCCGUUGAAGGACGGGGACAUUUUGAACGUGGACGUUACUGUAUAUCACAAUGGAUACCACGGAGACCUCAACGAGACCAUUUUUAUCGGAAAGGUCGACGAGGCUGCGAAGAAGCUUGUUCGUGUAACUUACGAAUCUCUACAGAAGGCGAUCGAGUGCUGCAGGCCUGGCGUACUAUAUCGCGAAAUCGGGAAAAUUAUUCAGAAGCACGUCCAACAAAAUGGAGGGUUUUCCGUUGUUAAAUCAUAUUGUGGACACGGAAUUCAUUCACUAUUCCACACAGCGCCUAGCGUUCCGCAUUACGCUAAAAACAAGGCUGUUGGUGUAAUGAAGGCUGGGCAUUGCUUCACUAUUGAACCGAUGAUCUCGGAAGGCGUUUGGCAAGAUGAGGUGUGGCCCGAUAAUUGGACUGCAGUAACUACCGAUGGCAAGCGAUCAGCUCAGUUCGAGCAAACACUCCUUGUUACUGAUACGGGCGUCGACAUUCUGACAAGACGGAGAAAGAAGAAUGGCCAGCCGUGGUUCAUGGACCAACUUCAGGCUGAACAGGCGAAAGGCAGCGAUGGAGAUAACAGCUGCCAAUAGUAACAGUAGUUAGUAGGAAUCGCAGCUGUGUCAAAUCGAAUAGACCUAGAGUUCAAACCGCAGGCUAGAUGCACCAUUAUAGGAUCGCUGCCCAUAAUUAUUUUUCAAUUUAAAGCUCGUAGUAACAACGGCAGUUAUCGCAAUGAUGAUAUUAUUAGAACGUUUGCCAUCUAAUUAACGAGAUGAAAAGCCAGCAAACAAAGCGACAAAAAGGCUUCUGUUGGCAAGGGUUGUAUUCUAUGGUGCAUCCACCGGUGAUUUUGAUGGGAGAUGAUGAUUUCCCUACAGAAUGCUUCAUACAUCUUAACCGGGAGUUAGGAACAAAAGCGGUUAGAGUACUACAUAGUAUACAGUCAUAUCAUAGCAGCAAAAAUGUGACAUGUUAUGCCGGCUUAUUUUUUUGUUGUUGUUAUUAACGAUUGUUGUUGUGAACGCUGUGUGAGAUAACGAUGAUAAUGAGUGGCUAUAUUUGAAGAUGCGCGCGAUGUCGCAAGCUUAUUAAGGAAAACAAAGAAAACACAUUUUCGUUGAAUAUGUGGAUAGAGUGAAUAUUUUUGGCGGGAAAAUCAGAGACAGAUAUUAUAUUCAGAAUUGUCAAAACAGUUGGUCGUCACCACUGAUAAAAUCGCCGUAGAUAUCUUGCAUAUUGAAUUAUAUUUAGUGACUGGAGAAAGCGCUACUUGAUGGAUAUGGUUAGUUGGGAGUAGUCAUCAUUUGAAAGGGAGGGUAUGAUGAUUUCUACGCAUGGAUUAUGGACAACUGAUACUAGCUAGAGACUAUAUGGCAAUAUUAAAACAAAGGAAUAAUUAAGUAUAAUAAAACAAAAUUAACGUGCAUAAAGUAUCUGCCGCUUGAUGUGGUAAUCAUGGUUGUGUAUGUUUGCAUGUUAAAUGGGUCGUGUGCUGUUUGGUUAGGUUUAAAGGUAUAUAGUAGUAUAAAAGUGUAAAUGAUUUUUUGAUCCCUUCAAACCUUGUGAAUCGAAUCUUCCUCAUAAAAAGUGACACUUUUCAGCGCCGAUACGUUGCGAAAGGCAAUAAUGCCUAUGAGACGUCGAGGAACACUUUAAUAUUAUACAAGUCGGGUUUGUAAUGAUAAAAUUAAAAUAAACCCGAUACCUGCUUUGGAAGCGGUGAUACUUUA